ACUGAGCCCACCUGUGCUGUGGGUCUGCCCUGCCUGGUCCUGGCCACCGGCCUCAACGAUGGGCAGAUCAAGGUCUGGGAGGUGCAGACAGGACACCUCCUCUUCAGCCUCUUGGGGCACCAGGAUGUCGUCAGAGACCUGAGCUUCGCUCCCAAUGGAAGCUUUAUCCUGGUGUCUGCCUCACGGGACAAGACCUUGCGUGUCUGGGACCUAAGCAGAGAUGGGCGGCAGGUCCAGGUGCUGACGGGCCAUGUGCAGUGGGUCUACUGCUGCUCCAUCUCCCCAGACUGCAGCAUGCUCUGCUCCGCGGCUGGAGAGAAGUCGGUGCUGCUGUGGAGCAUGCGAUCCUACACCCUCAUCCGGAGGCUGGAAGGGCACCAGAGCAGUGUGGUGUCGUGUGACUUCUCCCCAGACUCAGCACUCCUUGUCACCGCCUCCUACGACGCCUGUGUCAUCAUGUGGGACCCCUACACCGGGGAGCAGCUGAGGACGCUGCGCCACGUCCCCUUGCACUCAGCGCUGGACUACAGCAGCGAAGUCCACACCAGCUCCCUGCGCUCUGUCUGCUUCUCCCCUGAGGGCCUCUACCUGGCCACAGUGGCUGAUGACAGGCUCCUGAGGAUCUGGGCGUUGGAGCUGCGCUCUCCGGUCGCCUUUGCUCCCAUGACCAACGGCCUGUGCUGCAUGUACUUCCCGCACGGCGGUUUUAUCGCUACGGGGACCAGAGAUGGCCACGUCCAAUUCUGGACAGCUCCAAGGGUCCUCUCCUCGCUAAAGCACUUGUGUCGCAAAGCUCUGCGCACUUUCCUGACGACGUACCAGGUCCUCGCUCUCCCCAUUCCCAGGAAGCUGAAGGAAUUCCUCACUUACCGGACAUUUUAAGGCAGCACGGGAAUUGGAGGCAUGGAGGGGAGA
Molecule: messenger RNA, 915 nt
Organism: Antrostomus carolinensis (chuck-will's-widow)
Lineage: Eukaryota; Metazoa; Chordata; Aves; Caprimulgiformes; Caprimulgidae
Gene: WSB2
Product: WD repeat and SOCS box containing 2
Exons: 7
Biological process (GO): protein polyubiquitination; intracellular signal transduction
Molecular function (GO): protein binding
Source: RefSeq, a predicted model, not a curated record